AUGAUUUUAGAUGUUACAUAGAGAACUGAGCCAUACACAACCAAUUUUCGUGUAUCAAAGGAGUAAUUGUGUCAAGUGGCUUAUGCAUGUUAGGAAAGGACAUUUACUGAAGAGAUAGAUCAAUUGGAGGAGUUGGGAGGGCAAGAAUUUCUAGAGGUUUAAGAUAGUUUAAACUUUAGAUGGCUUUGUGCUCAAAUUAUAAGGAUGGGUUACUAUUGAAUGAUGUAAGUUUGAGAGAACAGAAUUUCGGACAUAAUCGCAAACCACUAAUUCUUCCGAAAUCUUAUUGUUAAUUGUUGUGGGGGGCUUUGGAAGACUUUACUAUGAGGAUACUCUGUCUGGCAGCUUUGGUGAGUAUUGCAGUUGAUGUAGCCACUGCAUCAUCAGAUUAUCGUGCUUAUGCAUGGAUAGAAGGUAAAACUAUAGAAAUGUAAGAGUGCUAGGUUUUGCGAUCCUUGUGGCAGUGAUAAUCUCGACUAAUGCUAAUGCAAUUAAUGAUUAUUAAAAGGAGAAAUAGUUUCAAAAGUUGAAUGCAGUAGCUGAUGAACGAAAAAGAGUUACAGUAAUAAGAAAUGGAUAGAAAUGUGAUAUUCAUAUGAGUGAAGUUAUGGUUGGAGAUAUCGUAAUGAUAUUUGAAGGAAUGGAAAUCCCAGCCGAUGGUCUGGUACUUGAAGCCUCAGAUCUGACAACUGACGAGUCAGCCAUGACAGGAGAAACCGACCCUAUAAAAAAGAACACAUUACCCUAUUGUAUAGCUCGAAGGAAUCAAACUGACUCCGCAACAGCUGGUCAUCAUGAAGUUCCCUCUCCUAUUAUGAUGAGUGGCACCAGGGUCUUGACAGGAGAAGGCAAGAUGAUUAUUUUAGUGGUUGGAGAUUUGUCAUGUGCAGGCAAAAUCAGUGCUUUACUCCGUUAAGAUGAACCAGAAGGUACUCCUAAUAUAAUAUCCAAUUAGCCACUCCUUUAUAAGUCAAAUUAGCUGCUAUUGCAGAAGAUAUAGGGAAAUUUGGAUUGUACAGUGCAAUCAUAAUUGUUGUUGUUAUGUGCAUUAGAUUUGCAGUUGAAAAGUCAUAGGUUGAAUGGGAAAAUAAGUAUAUUGUAGAGAUAGUCAAUUUCUUUAUUAUUGGAAUCACAGUCAUUGUGGUUGCAAUUCCUGAAGGAUUACCCUUGGCAGUAACACUCUCUUUAGCUUAUUCAACCAAAUAAAUGUUGAGAGAUUAAAAUCUAGUCAGGAAAAUGGCAGCAUGUGAAACUAUGGGAGGAGCAUCAAUGAUAUGUUCUGAUAAAACUGGAACGUUAACUUAGAAUAAGAUGACUCUAGUUAAUAUUUGGAAUGACAAUUUAAUUGAAUUGGAAACCUAUUAAGCAUGUAAUUUGACUGAGUAUCUCCCUUAACAUUUAGCAGAUAUAUUUAUAUAAUCAGCCAUUGUAAAUUCAAGUGCGAUGCUUAGACCAGAACCUAAAGGGUCUAAGACUGAAAUAUCAUUCUUAGAGUUUAUGGAUAGAUGUCAAAAGCCUUAUGAGGAAUUUAGAGAUAAAUAUCCUAUUGUAGUUAAAUAUCCAUUUAGCAGUCAAAGAAAGAGAAUGUCCAUGAUUUUAGAUGUCGGAGGAUAGCAAAGAUUAGUAUGCAAAGGAGCUUCAGAAAUGGUAUUAGCAGCAUGUUCUUAAUAUCAUUCAAAAUCUAAUGGAGUCACAACAAUCAAUUCUUUGGUAGUUGAAGAUGCUAUUGAAAAUAUGGCAAAGAAAGCUUUAAGAACAAUAUGUUUGGCAUAUAAAAAUAUUUCAAACAGUGCUGAUUUGACAAGUAAAGAUGAUAAAGGUGUAUAUAAUAUUGAAUAAAAUGAUUUGAUUCUCUUAGCUGUCUUAGGCAUUAAAGAUAUUAUCAGAUAAGAAGUACCUAGAGCCAUCUAAUUAUGCAAGAAAGCAGGAAUCAAAGUCAGAAUGGUUACUGGUGAUAAUAUAACAACAGCAAGGGCCAUAGCAAACGAAUGUGGAAUCAUCACUAAUCCUGAUGAUAGUAUUGUAAUGGAAGGACCUGAAUUCGUUAGAAGAAUUGGAGGAGUCGUUUGUAAGAAUUGUCAUCCAGAAGUUUGUAAUUGUGUUAGGGAUAGUCAGACAGCAUAAAAGGAAGGCAAAAAGUUAAGGAUUGACACAAUAGCUAAUCCUGAAGAAUUCGAUAAGAUAUAUCCAUAUCUUGAUGUCUUGGCUCGUAGUAGGCCAGAGGAUAAAUAUGCUUUAGUAACUGGUUUGAUUGAAAGAAAUCAUGUGGUAGCUGUAACUGGUGAUGGAACAAACGAUGCUCCAGCUCUAAAAAAAGCAGAUGUUGGAUUUGCAAUGGGAGUCUCAGGAACUGAAGUUGCUAGGGAAGCUGCGGCUAUCAUUCUGUUGGAUGACAACUUCAAUUCGAUAGUGAAAGCUGUUAUGUGGGGUAGAAAUGUGUAUGAUAACAUAAAGAAGUUUCUUAGAUUUUAAUUGACUGCUAAUCUAGUAAGUGUAUCAUUGACUUUAAUCGGGGCUGCAGUACUCAGAUAGGAAGUUCUAAGACCAAUUUAAUUGCUAUGGGUCAAUUUAAUUAUGGACACAUUAGGCUCAUUGGCUUUGGCAACUGAACCUCCAUCUGAGAAACUGUUGAAUCGGAAACCUCAUGAUAGAAAUGAAUACAUAAUAUCAAAGAAGAUGUUUAAGUUUAUUGUGGGAACAGCUCUCAUUUAAGUGGGAGUUGUUCUUGUGAUAGUAUUUGUAGGUGACAAAUUUCUACCUGAAUAUCAAGAUGCCUAUGAUACAACUGCAUUUAGUGGACCAAAGAUAAGGUUUAAAUACAGUAAUCACAAUUGUGUAACAGAUUUUGAAUCAUUAAAAUCAUUGGGAUUAACCAAGUUAAAUGAAACAUCAUCAACGGACGAUCCAGAUGAUUCUGAUAAAUGCUUAAAAACUAGAUGUGUAUGUUAAAAUGAUGAAUGCUAUGAAAUUUAAUGUCCUCCUUGUCUUUAUAAUGCAGAUUCAUGUUCAAUUGUGGCUAGUGGAAGAUUAAUGACAGUUCAAGGAGACUAUGAUUAUUACAUUAUGUACAACAUAGAACAUGAAGGAAGUAGACAUGUAAUUGUUAUAAUCUAAUUUUAGUUUACUUAUGUGUUCAAUGUAUUUAUUAUGUUGCAAUUGUUUAAUUUCUUGAAUAGCAGAAGGAUCACUGAUGAAAUCAAUUUCCUUGAUAAUAUAACCAACCAUUCUGCCUUCCUCAUCAUAGUGCCAUUCAUCUUCUGCAUUUAGGUGUUGAUGGUUACUUUUGGAUCAGCAGCCAUUGGAUUAUAUGGUUGUUAUGGUUUAUAAAUAAAACAAUGGUUGAUUGGAAUUGGAUUUGGUAGUAUCUCAUUAUUAGGAUGCCUUAUCCUUAAAUUAAUCCCUGAAGAUAACUUUUGUAGUUAAAUGGGAUCCCAAAAGAUUGUACCUCUCCAACAAGAAGUCAAAGUCUCCUCAUAAAAAGUCGAAUAAACUCCUAAUGCUCUUGCAAAACAUUAUAACUCAAUUUAAAGACAUCCAGAACAUUGA
Paramecium octaurelia is the source of this 3546-nucleotide messenger RNA. Lineage: Eukaryota; Ciliophora; Oligohymenophorea; Peniculida; Parameciidae. The record is from the annotation of a GenBank genome assembly.